GGCUGGCUCCUGCCCCACAGAUGGAGGAGGCCGCGAUACAGAAGCAAGCGGAGCAUUGCAACAACCGCAAGAUGGCUUCCAAGCGAGUGCAGGAACUCAGCGUCGACCUCUUCUUUGCCGUCUUUGUCAAGGAGUGUGGGCCGCUGGAGUCGGAGGCCAUGGUGAUGGGCGUCCUGAGUGAGGCUUUUGACGUCCUCGUGCUGCGGUUCGGAGUCCAGAAGCGCAUUUAUUGCAACGCUCUGCCGUUGGUGGGGUUCCAGUUCCAAAAAGUGGGGAAAAAGCCACAGUUGUCGCUGGUGUGGGAACCGCAGAGCGCGGAGCAGGACGCCCCGCGGCAG
This is a messenger RNA of Thamnophis sirtalis, 338 nucleotides long. The record is from RefSeq and is a predicted model, not a curated record. NCBI's taxonomy places the organism in Eukaryota, Metazoa, Chordata, Lepidosauria, Squamata, Natricidae.